AUGGAUGUUGGACGAAGCUUGAACCCAGCUGUAGAUAUUGGCCAGAUUGAAGGUGCAUUCAUGCAGAGUUAUGGCAAUUUCACAUGUGAAGAGAUAACAUAUGAUGACAAAGGGAAACUUGUUGAAGAUUCUUUUGAUAAGUACAAGUUACCCACACCCACAAUGACACCAAAAAGGUUCCGCGUCAAACUGCUCAAGGAGUCGGACUGCUUUGAGGGACAGGUUUAUUCUUCGAAGGGUGUUGGAGAACCGCCGAUGAUGCUUGCCGUUGGCACUUAUGCAUCACUUCGAUAUGCCAUCACAGCACGACGUCGAGAUCUUGGUAAAACGGAUUUCCUGGAAGUCAGGGCUCCCUUAACAGCUUCAAGAAUAGUAUCGUACUGCAAUGCUAACUGA
Cooperia oncophora is the source of this 396-nucleotide messenger RNA. The record is from the annotation of a GenBank genome assembly. NCBI's taxonomy places the organism in Eukaryota, Metazoa, Nematoda, Chromadorea, Rhabditida, Trichostrongylidae.